Molecule: messenger RNA, 2529 nt
Organism: Globicephala melas (long-finned pilot whale)
Lineage: Eukaryota; Metazoa; Chordata; Mammalia; Artiodactyla; Delphinidae
Gene: SLC10A5
Product: solute carrier family 10 member 5
Biological process (GO): bile acid and bile salt transport
Cellular component (GO): membrane
Molecular function (GO): bile acid:sodium symporter activity
Source: RefSeq, a predicted model, not a curated record
AGUAGUAGAUAACUGUACUGGGGUUUUUUUGUUGUUCUUUUUUUUUUUUUUUUUUUUCUUUUUCUGCUUAGCAUCAGAAGCCCCUCCUCUUGUUUGGGAAACAGAAAGCAUUUGUGAAUCUGUGGGUUGAAGUUCAAAAAGCCUGACUCUUUUCCUUAUUCCAAGACAGGCAUAUGACCUAAGUUGGGUCAAUUGAAUAUCCUUGCCAUAGCUGUGAGUAAGGAGUCGUGUUACUAGGAAGGAAUAAAAGAUUAGAAUUAGUCAGUGGGCUUCGACUGCCCCAUUGUGUCAGGGUCCAAGUGUCCAGCAGCAGUGGUCCCUUAACCAGGCUGUACCUUUGGCCAUGGAUCUGGCUAUGUGCUCUCCCUAGGUUGCCAAGCUAUCUGGUAACCAUCCAGGAAUUUUUUUUUCUACCUAAGGACACCACAAACCGUUUCAGUUUUUGCCUAACUGAUACCAUCACUGUUUAGAGUCACGGGAAAACCCUAACUAGCCUAAGGAUGCUGCAAGGCCAAUGUAUGGGCUCUGCAGUUUCCUGAGUAAUGAUGAAGAGCCAGCAAGGCUAAGCUCCAGGAGGGAAGAGUCACCUAGCUUGAUGACUGUGGUAUACUCAGCUCCUAGCUCAGGGCCCUAGAACACAGAUUCCGUAAAUUUUUAUUUGAUUCUGACCUGAAUGAAUAAAAUAGUAACACCCACCUCUAGGCCUCCUCAACGUCUAUUUAAAAUUUUUGGAUCCUGUCUGCUUUUAGUGUAGAUUUUCCUUAGGAAGGAACAGAACUCAAAAAAAGAUGACACUAAGGUUUUAAAAUCAAAUAAGUAGGAGGCUGUUUUUCCAGUGGCAGAAAUGAAGUCAGGAGUAAAGAUUAGGUUUCUGCUGUGAUAAACUGAACCUGUUAAAUGCUAUGACUUUGACGUUUCGUAACUGUAGGUUAAACCGUUAUGUCACUCAUUAGAUAGCUCUGUAUUUGUUUGAAAAGUACAAGAGUCCCUCCUACUGGACUUUGAUCUAGCAGAAACAACUGUUACCUAACAACCUCAGACCAUCACUGGAACACCUGUAUGAAGAACGUUCUUUAGUUUAUUUAAAUGGUUUUGCAUAUGUAAUUUAUUUAAGGCUUCAAAAUGAUUAGAAAACUUUUUAUGGUCCUGCUUUUGUCGUCUGUGACUCUUGGGGAGGCAAGGAAAUCGUUUCUCAGUUUUCUGAACAUAGAAAAGACUGAAAUACUAUUUUUCACAAAGACUGAAGAAACUGUCGUUGUAAGGUCAAGUUACAGAGGUCAACAGCCAAACUCCAGCUACCUCUUUGUGCAACUAGAAGAUCCUAAAAUGCUCCAAGUGGUGAAUGUGACUAAGACCUUAUCAGAUGUUACCAACUUUAACAUAAACCUGGUGACAGAUGAAGACGGGGAGACAAAUCUGACUAUUCAAUUGUGGGAUUCUGAAGGUAGGCAAGAAAGACUCAUUGAAGAAAUAAAGAAUGUCAAAGUCAGAGUGCUCAAACAAAGACAAGACAGUCUUUUCCAGACAUCAAACCUUAUUGAUAGAAAUAUCCUUAUGCUUUUUCUGCCAAUGAUACUGUUAAAUAAAUGUGCGUUUGGUUGUAAGAUUGAAUUACAGGUGUUUCAUACAAUAUGGAAGAGACCUUUGCCAAUAAUUCUUGGGGCAGUUAUACAGUUUUUUCUUAUGCCAUUUUGUGGAUUCCUUUUGACGCAGAUUUUGGCAUUGCCUGAAGCACAGGCUUUUGGAUUUGUAAUGACCUGUAGCUGCCCAGGAGGGGGUGGGGGCUAUCUGUUCGCUCUGCUUCUAGAAGGAGAUGUCACUUUGGCCAUUUUGAUGACUUGCACAUCAACGUUAUUGGCCCUGAUAAUGAUGCCUACCAAUUCGUACAUAUACAGUAGGAUGUUAGGGUUAUCAGGUACUUUGCAUAUUCCUGUUUCUAAAAUUAUGUCAACACUCCUUUUCGUACUUAUACCUAUAUCAGUGGGAAUAAUCAUCAAGCGUAGACUACCUGAAAAAGCAAACUUCCUGGAGAGGAUCAUUAGGCCUCUGAGUUUUAUUUUAAUGUUUGUAGGGAUUUAUUUGACUUUCAGAAUGGGAUUAAUGUUUCUAAAAACAGUGAACCUAGAGGUGCUUUUAUCGGGUGUCUUAGUUCCUGCUUUGGGUUUGUCGUUUGGGUACUUUUUUGCUAAAAUGUCUAUGCUGCCUCUUCCUGUUUGUAAAACUGUUGCUAUCGAAGGUGGGGUACUGAAUAGUUUCUUAGCCCUUGCUAUUAUUCAGCUUUCUUUUUCACGGUCCAAUGCAGACUUGGCUUCUGUGGCUCCUUUCACAGUGGCCAUGUGUUCUGGAUGUGAAAUUUUACUGAUCCUUCUGUUCUACAAGGCUAAGAAAAGAUGUAUCCUUAUCAUAGAAGAGAAAAGAAAGAAAAAUCCCCUGGUCUAACAGUUAAAGCUUUACUGAAUUUUCCUACUCUGAAUGAGGUACUGUGGGAGAUUCAAAGAAUAUCUGAAAUGAUGCCUGCUCUCAACUCAC